AUGAAGUCUCUCAUUUUGUCCUUGUUCUUUUACUGGGCCAUGAUCACCGCUGUGCUCACUCAGGACAGUAAGCCGGGCGGUCCAGUUCAUCCUGGACAGCCAUCCAACUGCAUUGCCUGGCAUACUGUCAAGCAAGGCGACGAUUGCGAGACUGUUCCCAGGAGGUACUACAUCACCAAAAAAGAGUUCCUGGCUUGGAACCCGACGGUCUCCAAAGACUGUUUGACCAACUUCUGGUUGAAGUACGCCUACUGCGUCAGAGUUGAUGGUGCCUCGGCUAUCUACACUACCGCCAAAUCCACUACCACGAGCAACAGUCGCAAAUACCCAGUCAACCAAGGAAAGCAUAACUUCAACCACAAAAAUGCCCUCAACUGA
Messenger RNA from Fusarium odoratissimum NRRL 54006, 378 nucleotides. RefSeq lists its product as uncharacterized. The coding region runs from base 1 to 378 and encodes 125 amino acids. The record is from RefSeq and is a predicted model, not a curated record. NCBI's taxonomy places the organism in Eukaryota, Fungi, Ascomycota, Sordariomycetes, Hypocreales, Nectriaceae. The transcript has a single exon.